GCUCUUCUGAUGUCAGAAAUCAAUCAAAACUUACUAAUUUAGGACAUGUGAUGGAAGCUUAUGGUCCAAAACUUUUAGGCACAUUGUACAAAGAUCCUAUAACAAGUUUUAGCCUCUUUCAGAAAUUCACAGCUGAACACCCUGAGGCUUAUUGGGCUAUAGUCCUAAAAGAGCUUUCGGUUCAAUUUCAUGAACCCCCAAAGUGCAUUCUAGAUAGAACUGAGAAAUCGAAACCCGGUGGAGUUUGGCUUCCAGGUUCAACUUUGAAUAUUGCUGAAUGCUGUUUACAACCUACAAAUCAUCCGAGAAAAGAGGAUGAUAGUCUGGCCGUUGUGUGGAGAGAUGAUGGCUGUGAUGACUCCCCUGUUAACUGUAUGACAUUAAAAGAACUUCGAGAACAAGUAAUGUUGGUGGCUAAUGCAUUGGAUGCCACAUUUUUGAAGGGUGAUGCAAUUGCAAUUGACAUGCCAAUGACAGUUUAUGCCGUUAUUAUCUAUCUAGCAAUUGUACUUGCGGGAUUUGUUGUUGUAUCAAUAGCUGACAGCUUUGCACCUAAGGAAAUUGCUACUCGUUUGCGAGUGUCAAAAGCAAAGGGUAUCUUUACUCAGGAUUUUAUAUUGAGAGGAGGUAGAAAGUUUCCUUUAUACAGUAAAGUUAUAGAAGCUGGUCCAGUUAAAACUAUUGUGCUCCCAGCCACUGGACAUGAUGUUGGCAUUCAACUAAGAGAACAGGAUCUAUCAUGGACACAUUUCCUUUCCAGUGUCCGUCACCUUCCAAGACCAAAGCAUUACUCUCCAGUUUAUCAACCAGUAGACUCGGUGAUUAAUAUCCUUUUUUCAUCUGGGACAACAGGAGAUCCAAAAGCAAUUCCGUGGACUCAACUUUCUCCAAUUCGAUGUGCUUCUGAUGCAUGGGCUCAUAUUAAUAUUAAAGUUGGAGAUGUUUACUGCUGGCCAACAAAUUUAGGAUGGGUGAUGGGGCCAAUUUUACUAUUCUCAUGCUUUCUAAGCGGUGCAACUCUUGCACUCUUUCAUGGAUCUCCUCUUGGCAGCAGUUUUGUAAAAUUUGUUCAGGAUGCUGGAGUGACUGUUUUGGGUACAGUUCCAAGCUUAGUAAAAGCUUGGAAGAACACCAACUGUCUGGAAGGCUUAGACUGGACAAAGAUAAAAACAUUUGCCUCCACUGGAGAAGCUUCAAAUGUUGAUGAUGACCUUUGGCUUUCUUCAAAAGCUUACUACAAACCCAUUAUUGAAUGUUGUGGAGGCACAGAGCUCGCUUCAUCCUACAUCCAAGGGAGUCCGCUGCAGCCACAAGCAUUUGGAACCUUUAGCACUGCAUCAUUGACAACUGGAUUUCUCAUUCUUGAUGAAAAUGGAGUUCCUUAUCCGGAUGAUCAACCAUGUAUUGGUGAAGUGGCUUUGUUUCCUCUAUACCUUGGAGCAACUGAUAGAUUGCUUAAUGCUGAUCAUGAUAAAGUUUACUUCAGGGGAAUGCCAACGUAUAAAGGAAUGUGCCUCAGGAGACACGGAGACAUCCUUAAGAGGACUGUUGGAGGCUAUUUCGUUGUACAGGGCAGGGCUGAUGACACCAUGAAUCUUGGAGGGAUAAAGACAAGUUCUGUAGAAAUUGAGCGUGUGUGUGACCGAGCUGAUGAAAGUAUCUUGGAGACUGCUGCAAUCAGUGUAGCACCAGUAGGUGGUGGUCCCGAAGUGUUGGUUAUAUUUGUGGUACUAAAGAAAGGAUACAACCGCCAACCAGAAAAGCUCAAGAUGACAUUCUCGAAAGCCAUCCAGAGCAACCUCAACCCUCUAUUUAAGGUAAACUUUGUGAAGAUUGUCCCAGAGUUUCCUCGAACUGCAUCAAACAAGCUACUGAGGAGAGUUCUAAGGGACCAAGUGAAGCAUGAGCUAUCUGUUAGGAGCAGAAUGUAG
Molecule: messenger RNA, 1931 nt
Organism: Pistacia vera
Lineage: Eukaryota; Viridiplantae; Streptophyta; Magnoliopsida; Sapindales; Anacardiaceae
Product: probable acyl-activating enzyme 18, peroxisomal
Exons: 13
Coding region: 51-1931 (626 amino acids)
Source: RefSeq, a predicted model, not a curated record